Messenger RNA from Boeremia exigua, 1226 nucleotides. RefSeq lists its product as uncharacterized. The transcript has 4 exons. The record is from RefSeq and is a predicted model, not a curated record. NCBI's taxonomy places the organism in Eukaryota, Fungi, Ascomycota, Dothideomycetes, Pleosporales, Didymellaceae. Bases 78 to 1226 code for a protein of 382 amino acids. Gene Ontology annotation, molecular function: oxidoreductase activity.
CACAUGCUCUACUCCUGUCCGCUCUUUCGCACUUUACAAUCCUCUCUUCCUAAUUCAUCCUAUCGUUUCUGCCCGCCAUGCGCUUUCUUCUAACUUCCGCUGCGCUUGCAGUGUCUUGCGAAGCCUUCUCUCUUCCCUGGCAUGCACGCGCAACGGACCCAUCUCUCCCCGCGCUUUCCCUGUCGAACUAUGACACUCCAAAGUAUGCGCGACCACUUACACUUGAUGAAGCGUUGUCCGGUGCGAACGCUUCUGUCACCACCAUCAAACCCGAGGAGCUCCUAGAUGCCAAGAACCGGCUUCCAGCGCUUGUCCUGCCCGUCAAUAUGACAGAGCCAGACAAGAUACACGAUUUGAUAGACGAUUUGAGCAACCUUGGGAAGAGGCAGAGCACUUGUUCCAAUGUCCGUACUCGCGUGGAGUGGGAUUCGGCAUCGGAUGGUGAUCGACAAGGCUACGUCGACGCCAUCAAGUGCUUGAUGAGCAGGCCUCCUUCUGGGCAGUUCCCAGUCUCGAAGAGCCGCUAUGACGAUCUCGUUGGUCUUCAUCAGACUCUGACUCCCAACGUGCAUGGCAACGCAAAGUUCCUGCUCUGGCACAGGUACUACACAUGGACGUUUGAGUCCCUCCUUCGUGACGAGUGUGGCUUGAGUGGACCACUGCUUUGGUUUGACGAAACGCGCUAUGCGGGUAACUUUGCGGCGUCAUCUAUCUUCAGCUCACGUUGGUUUGGAGGCGUCAACAUUGGCGGUAACUGUGUGACGGAUGGACAAUUCGCCAACCUGGCUCUGGUCUACGGUCCGGGAACUGGCAACACGCCCCACUGCCUGGCCCGUAACAACGAUGAUUCGAAAACCAUCAACACCGGAAAUGCGAUCGUAGAUGCCUGCAACAGCCGCUCUGAUUACGCUGACAUGGCUGCAUGUGCCGAAGGUGGUGCCCACGCAUGGGGACACAACGGUAUUGGAGCUGUCAUGCAGGACGUUUUCGCAUCCCCCGGUGACCCCGUUUUCUUCCUUCACCACGGCUUCAUUGACCGCAACUUCCGCAUCUGGCAGAACAACGGAGGCAAUGCACGCAUCUCCAGCGUCGAUGGCACCGAUGCCGCCGGCAAUCGUUUGACGCUCAACACCAACAUCAAUGUCUAUGGCUUCCGCCCUGAUGUUCGCAUCGGUGACGUUCUGGAUACGAAGAGCUCGACGCUGUGCUACAAAUACAACUACUAA